Molecule: messenger RNA, 1445 nt
Organism: Cuscuta epithymum
Lineage: Eukaryota; Viridiplantae; Streptophyta; Magnoliopsida; Solanales; Convolvulaceae
Source: the annotation of a GenBank genome assembly
GUCUACAGUGUGAUCGUCUCCAAUGAUAUGGCUCCCUUGUAUCAAACCCUAGCCGCGGACUCGGUACUGACCUUGGAUCAGAAGGUCCUUGAUUCAAUGAGGGCUAAGAUUGAAGAGGAGCUAAAAAAGCUUGAUGAAAAGAUUGCUGACGCAGAAGAAAAUUUAGGGGAAAGUGAAGUUAGAGAGGCUCACCUGGCGAAAUCCCUGUUUUUCAUUCGUAUCGGUGACAAGGAUAAAGCACUGGAACAGCUCAAGCUGACUGAGACAAAAACGGUUGCUGUUGGGCAGAAAAUGGAUUUGGUAUUUUACACACUCCAGAUGGGUUUCUUUGAUAUGGACUUUGACCUAAUUUCAAAAAGCAUUGACAGGGCAAAGAAGUUAUUUGAAGAAGGAGGUGAUUGGGAACGAAAGAACCGGUUGAAGGUCUAUGAAGGACUCUUCUGCAUGUCAACCCGCAACUUCAAGAAAGCAGCUGACCUUUUCCUUGAUUCUAUUUCAACAUUUACAACCUAUGAGCUUUUCCCUUAUGAUACUUUCAUAUUCUAUACUGUUCUCACAAGCAUUAUUACAUUGGAUCGUGUUUCCUUGAAACAAAAGGUAGUCGAUGCACCAGAGAUCUUGACAGUUAUCGGAAAGAUACCUUAUCUUUCUGAGUUUUUGAACUCGUUGUACGAUUGCCAAUACAAGGCAUUCUUCUCUGCCUUUGCUGGCAUAACAGAGCAUAUUAAAUUGGACCGCUAUUUGCACCCACACUUCCGAUAUUACAUGAGGGAGGUGCGAGCUGUUGUGUAUUCCCAGUUCUUGGAAUCCUACAAAAGUGUGACUAUUGAGGCAAUGGCAAAGGCAUUCGGUGUGUCUGAGGACUUCAUUGAUACCGAGCUCUCUCGGUUUAUUGCUGCUGGUAAGCUACAUUGCAAGAUCGACAAAGUUGCUGCAGUGUUAGAAACAAACCGCCCUGAUGCUAAGAAUGCUCUAUAUCAGGCCACCAUCAAACAAGGAGAUUUCCUAUUGAACCGAAUCCAAAAGCUUUCGCGAGUUAUUGAUCUUUAAGGCAUUAUCCUCUUGCUCUAGCACAACAUUCCAGAUGUAGUCAUUCACCUCCCCUUGAGCAUCAAAAUAUGGUUCAAUUUUAUUCUGUGACAAAAGAAAAGACCCAAUCUGAUCACUUAUGUUCUUUUAUUUUGUUUGAAUUGAGACGUUUACUUCCCACAUGGGGUUUCACGUCUAGAUCAACAUGCUAUGCAAACGACCAAUCGUAUUACCAUUUAUUUACUCUUCUGGUUGAUGCCCAUUUAGUGCAUGUGGCUAUUUUAACUACUUAUGUCUCAACCGCUACGGUAGUACGGUAUGAAUGCAAGUAUGUAACUAAUUACACAAGAGAAAUCCAGCGAUUAGUUAAAUUGACUAAAUGGUUCAGCCUGAUGCCCUGAAUCCUCUUAUAUGGU